Molecule: messenger RNA, 1177 nt
Organism: Klebsormidium nitens
Lineage: Eukaryota; Viridiplantae; Streptophyta; Klebsormidiophyceae; Klebsormidiales; Klebsormidiaceae
Source: the annotation of a GenBank genome assembly
GAUCGCGCGCGUUUCACCCCAGUCGCCGGCGCUGCACUGGAGAUUAGAAUCAGGGUUUCACUGUUGUCAACAGCCUGCACCCUUCUCGUCCUUUUAGGAGAGGAAGAAGACUAUAUUCCAUUGAAUCCCAGGACGGCGCUUGGGCACCGUGGCAGUGGCAGCUCAGGCAGCUCAGUGAGCUCGUGCAAGCGUAAAGACCAAGAGUCCUUGCGUGGCUAGAAGGGGGCUGCGAUGUAGGACUGGCCGAUGCUGACGCAGCACUGCAUUCAUCAAGGCAGGAUAUCUCCUGCUUGAUACCAUGGCACCAGGGCAAGCACGCCAAGUGCUAACAUCGUUGACGCUGGAGAUACUGUUCUACUUUGGCAAGUUGUAUGACUACUUCUAUUGGAUCCUGACCUUGUUAAUAUUCAUCUACAAAGGUUCCAAACUCCCCUAUCCGAAGCAUGUUUUCGGGCUCGAGCUGGCUUUCCUGUUCAUGUUCUUGAUUGUUGAACCAACUCGCAUCUUCCUAGGUUCCAAAGGGAACAAAACAGAACAGGCAGGGCCUUUGGGGUGGUCCCUUGCUUUGGCGGCUCCUAUCUUGAGCAUGCACUUCUACUUCAUCCUGGGGCAGACAUACGUAUUACGGAUAGAACAAUUUCUAAAUGGAGUUGGGGUGGGCUUCGCUGGGUUACAGGUUCUGAUGGGUCUCCUAACGACCGCCGCCUUUAUGAAUGCUAGUCAGCGUUUGUGAUCUAGUAGCUUGCACCGAAAAUGAUGAUUCAUCAUCUUUCUGUCACAGUCUUGAGAGUGGGGUUUGGUCCGAGGUCUCCGGCAUUGCAUGCGGUUUUGCCUGGUUAACUCGUCUUAUAAUCUGCAAUAAGUAAGACUGGCGUCAGGCCUCCUUGACCGCAUAGGACUGAUUGCAAUGGCAUCACACGUACGUCGACUCAGCCUUUUCGUAUCUGCGACAACCAUGGCCUGCGUUGUUUAAACAGAGCUAGAGCGGGAAGCUAUUCAGCAAUGCCCGUCACGCUGGUUGUUAUGCAGGAAUACACGUGUGAGCCUGACGGUGAGAGCUUCGCAGCAAUGACGGUUUUAUCGGACAUGAAACCACGCGGUCCGAUCGCCCUGUUCAUUGAAUUGGUAUGGCCGGCGGCAAGCUAGGCUCGGAUGGUAACUUUAAUACGGAUCAAGG